AUGGAUUUCGAAUUCACUAUAAUCAAUAAGACCGAAAUAUUAUUGGUAUCCGGCGCCAUCUCCAACAGUUUAGAAAAAUAUAAGCCGAUGAAACUGGAGGGGAAUCCUCUUGUACUUACGCAAGACGAUAAGUUAAGGAGGUUCCGGCGCCGUGACUUGGGAAAAGUUGUGCAAACAAUCAAAAGGGUAUUCCGGAAUAAACCAAACUUGACCACACCAUUGUUGGAGCAAUUAUACAAAAGUAUGAACCAUCAGGGGGAGUCAACUUUGUCAACGGUAUACCUACAGAAAUAUUUGCACAUUGAUAACAGGGAGCCAAUAAUUGUUUUUUGGAAUGGAACGACAGAUCUAACAAUUAUAAAAAGAUUAAGGUUAAGGGGUAUUUUAGCAUUUUUAAAUAUAACAGCAUAUAGUAAUAGGAAUAAUGAUGAAUUCAAUUUAAAACUAACUAACAUGGAAACAAGGGAAACUUUAUAUUCAGGGUACUUAGGAAAACUUAAUAAAAACGACAGAAUGUUAAACUUAUUGGAAGCACAUGGAUUGGUGUGCAAUGCGAAUCAUCAUAUCACGCAUUGUCACGAUCCUAUUGCUGAUGUAAUUUUAACCAAAUGCGUUUUUGACUAUGUAGUCGCGAAAAUAAAGCUGAUAUAUUUAUAUAGACUAGUGCAGGCAAAAGAACCACCCGACAACCAAACUGGUAUAACCCUUCAGUAA
Metopolophium dirhodum (rose-grain aphid) is the source of this 714-nucleotide messenger RNA. RefSeq lists its product as uncharacterized. The record is from RefSeq and is a predicted model, not a curated record. The transcript has 2 exons. Lineage: Eukaryota; Metazoa; Arthropoda; Insecta; Hemiptera; Aphididae. The coding region runs from base 1 to 714 and encodes 237 amino acids.